This is a messenger RNA of Salmo salar (Atlantic salmon), 6226 nucleotides long. Its product is annotated as protein MTSS 2. Gene Ontology annotation, biological process: cell projection assembly; plasma membrane organization. Gene Ontology annotation, cellular component: cytoplasmic side of plasma membrane; actin cytoskeleton. The record is from RefSeq and is a predicted model, not a curated record. Lineage: Eukaryota; Metazoa; Chordata; Actinopteri; Salmoniformes; Salmonidae. Gene Ontology annotation, molecular function: phospholipid binding; actin binding.
UUGACCCCAACAUUUUCCUAUCUUUGCAGUUUAUACGAUGUCUGAUCAACUCUGCAGUGCGGUUAAAAUGUUAUUUUAUUUCUUUGUAGAGAGAUUAAUGGCCUCAUUGUGAUGUUUUAAUCACUUUUAGAGUUUACAUUGAAUUAAAAUAGCCAUGUUCUUGUGACGCUUGUAAAUCCGAAUUUUACUUGCUCCACCCCCACCCAAGUACGAGGCCGAUUUUGGGAAAUAUGUAAUUUGGAGCGCGCCCGGUGGUGGUAGCAACCUUCCUAUUAUAGCUCAAUGGCAGAAACACACAUCAGCACUCAAACGAUACGUGGAUUCUCAUUGAAUAAUUGUUUGGCUCGUAGCUGGGUGAAAGCCCAUGAUGACACACAUUUACAAACAAGCUGAAACCGCAUAAGAGGACAGAUGACUCGACACGAACAGAAUCAUUUUCAUGGGACACAGAGAUAUGCUUAUUUUUGUUUGUAUUUGCUGACUAGUGAUUGAAUCAUUGAUCACGGACUGCUAGUUAGCUUGUCGCUCGUUAGCAGGUAGAUAGUCCGGAAUUCCUGGCCAGCUGCAUUGCCUAGGUCCUAUAGGUAUUUGGAUUGGCUGUGGUUGUAACUAUAGCAUACUAGGCUUGGAUACAACAAUCAGGUCAAUUCGACGGAUUUUCCAUUCUAGCUACAUUCAACCAUUCCAUGUUUACUCGGUGUAUCAAAUUGGCUGGCUAGUUAACGAGCUAGCUAGCCAACCACACUGAGUCGGACUGGAUUAUAAUAUUCCACGUUGCUAGCUGCUGUAUUGUUUCCCUCCAGGAAUUUGGAUGUAUUUUACAUUGCGUGUUUAAUAGAACAUUAACAGUACUUAGAUAUCUUUGGCCCAAUCCUUUGAAACUUUACACCGAGAUUUCCCUCAACAACUAUAUUUAUAAACGAAUUAAUUUAAAAGCUACUAUAACUAGCUAGUGUUAGUUUUUCGAUUUGGAAAAUGGAUGCGGGUAUUGAAAAGGAAUGCAGCGCUCUGGGAGGGCUCUUCCAGAUCAUCAUGAACGACAUGAAGGCUUGUUAUCCAGCCUGGGAGGACUUUGUAACCAAAGGAGUUAAGCUGCAAUCCCAGCUAAGGGCAACCAUCAUCGUCACAAGCUCUUUCCUGGAUGCCUUUCAGAAGGUGGCAGAUAUGGCGACUGGAACAAGAGGGGCGACAAAAGAGAUUGGCUCAGCCUUGACGAGAAUGUGCAUGAGGCACAGAAGCAUUGAGUCCAAACUGAAGCUCUUCACCACGGCACUAACAGAUACCCUGAUCAACCCCCUGGAGCUGAAGAUUGAGGAGUGGAAGAAGGUAGCCAGUCAGUUGGACAAGGACCAUGCCAAAGAAUACAAGAAGGCCAGAGCAGACAUAAAGAAGAAAUCCUCAGAUACAAUCAAGCUGCAGAAGAAGGUGAAGAAAGGAAAGGACGAGGUGCGCGGGCAGCUGGACAGCGCCCUGCAGGAGGUGAACGUGCGCUAUGCUGUGCUGGAGGAGACUGAGAAGAGGGCUGUGUGCCGGGCGCUCAUCGAAGAGAGGGGCCGUUACUGCGCCUUUGUCAGCAUGCUCAAACCUGUGCUGGAUCAUGAGAUCAGCAUGCUGGGAGAAGUGACCCACCUGCAGACCAUCCUGGAAGACCUGAGCAGCCUGACGGCCGAGCCCAGCAAACUGCCCCCCGCCAGCGAACAGGUGAUCCUAGAUCUGAAGGGAUCAGACUACAGCUAUAGUUACCAGACGCCCCCUGCCUCCCCCAGCAACACGCUGUCCCGCAAGAGCAGCAUCAGCAGGUACGUCCCCUCUCUGGACUCCAUCGCCACCUCGGUGGACGGCAUUCACCUCUGCCUGCCCUCCAUAGACCCAGCACAGCGCCGCUCGCCCAGUCCGUUGGCACGCUUUGAGGGCUGGGACGGCACCGCACGCUCCCUCAGCGAGGGCAACUCGCCAACUACCUCCGCCCGCUCUGCCAGCCAAACCAGCCACAGAGACACCACUGAGUUGAGCGGGCCGUGGUCAGCGCAGAUCGGGCCGGGCACAGAGAAUGGCACGGCCAUGCCCCCUCCACACAACUCCUACACACAGCACGGAGAGAGAGCGCGCACCAUGUCCACAUCCGGAAAGCUGGCCCUGACCCUGGGCGGAGGGCUCAACUCGGAGGCCCCCCACACCAGUCGCGACUCCCUCCACUGCUCUAGUGGUUACAGCACGCAGACCACCACGCCCUCCUGUUCCGAGGACACCAUUCCCUUCCACGCUGUAAAGAAAGAACCUCCUCUUUAUGACUACGACUACAUCUCCCUGCACGGGGGCGAGGAGUUGCACCACAGCCCUCCCGACUUCGACAAGUCCUCCACCAUCCCGCGCAACAGCGACCUCAGCCUGCAGUACCGCAAGAUGUUCCAGAGCAAGCGGCCCGCCUCGACCGUCAGCCUGCUCGCUGAGCCCGAGCCGCUGGGCCUGCGCCAGACGCACACUGCCACCAUCCGCCGCAAGCCCUCAUCCAAGCCCACCUACCGCCGUGGCACCAUCAGUGGCGGCGUACCUAUCCCUAUCUGCACUCCCCAGGUUCCCUUCAAAGCCUUGGGCGUAGGUGUAGGUGGAGGCAAAGGUGGUGGAGGGGGGAAGAGGGGGAGCGACGAGAACGUGGGGCCUCCAGAGAGCAGUGUGGGGAAGGGCGUGAUUGGCAUGAGCGGAACGGUGGACCACGAGUUGGUCCUCGCCAAGCACAGUCUGUGCACUUCCACCCAGAGCCUGAGCGCCAUGCCCUCUCACCACUCAUCAUCCACGUCGCCCUACUACUCUCUGAUCCCGGGCCAGGCGCCAGUGCCCAUGGGCAGCUCAGAGCAGCUGUACCAGCUGAGCAAGCAGCAGCAGUACGCCCUGCACCAGCAGCAGCAGAAGCAGUACCAGCAUCAGCACCUACAGUACAACCAGCAGCAGCAGCAGUUCCAGCCACCCCAGACACAACAGUUGCAACCAGCAGCCCAGACACAACAGCAAUUUCAACUACAGCAACAGUUCCAGCAACAACAACUACAGCAGCAGCAACAGAAACAACAACAGCAGCAGAUGCAACAACAGCAGUACCAGCAGACACAACAACCACAACAGCAGAAGCUCCAAUAUCAAAAGCAGCUGCAGCAACCGCAGCUCCUACAACAAGAGCAGCAACCGUUUCAGCGGCAGUCUCAUCUCCCACAACAGUACAACGCGUCUGGGAUUGCCAACCAGCUGGUGGAAAGCGGCCACUGCCUUCCCCCCCAGCAGCCCCCUGCCGCCCCAGACACCCAGGAAGCAGAUGAGCCCUCGGGUGGUGGAGAUCACAUGGUCACCAUGAUCCGGGGAGUGAAACUGCGUCGGACCCUGACCAACGACCGCUCUGCCCCCUUCAUCCUCCUACCCAACCAUUUCAAAUGAGCCCUUCCCUACCAGUGUAGGUUGUCAUCAUUUUGUUUUACGGUUCUUGAUUUUCUUUUAGCCCCGUUAUGAUUACAUUUCUCCUGAGAAAAUAAAGGAUGUUGCCUUUUUGGAUGUUUUGUCUCAUGUAAAAGGUUUCCCACUCUCCAAUCAAAUGUCCAGUAGCACUGUUUUAAACAGAUUAUAACAUUUCUCAGAGGUGAAUGUGGCCUCUUUAUCGCUCUGUAAUUUAAGAUUUUUAUACAUACUGUACAAGGAUACGUGUUGGCUAUAUACAAGAAUUUGAGCGUCUUAUGUUUAUAUGUUGUUGAGGGGGAAAAAAUGCCUUGCUUGCUUAUUAGUCUUAUCACCUGUAUGGUUGGAACCAAUAAAAACCCACACAUAUGUAUAUAUUAGCGUGAUAUGUGGAAAUCUUUAUUGUAUUUUUAUUAUCAGUGUCAGUGACAAAGACUGAAACAGUGGAUGUGUAAUGAAUGAUCCCCUAGAGGAAAUUAAAGACACAGAACUAGACCUCUAUACCUUUCUAGACUGCAUCUCAUUGAAGAUGUGAUCAAGUGAGCUCAAUUACUCUCCAUAUAGUGUAGGUCCACAGUGGCUUUAAAUGCUUUGAGCUGACUUUGCUAUUUACAAACACACAUACUUCACCUUUGUGGCGAAGGUGACUGGCUUCUCGUGAUGGAGGUUGACUGUACCAGUGUUUGAGCCAAUCAGAAGCUUGCAUCGAAGGGCAGGGAGGGGUCACAGGGUACAGGGGUCAGGACCACUGUACUGUAACCUUGAGCUGGAAAGUAAAGCCACCAUUGUGUGGGGGGCAAGGAGGACUGCCAUGUACUUAAUCCCUGCUUUAAUGUAUGUCUUUUAAGACUUUCUUCACAUUGCCAAGCACAUUGGUUUAGUGAUGUAUGUGGGGUAGUUUUUCAAUUGAUCGCCCUGUUCCCCAUAAGUGAUAGAUAUCUCCCUAUAUCAAGUCUACCUUCCUGAGGUUGGAGUGCUGGUUAAUGUUCCAGUUUUUAUGCAUUAUUUCAGGGAAAUCGGCUCUUUUAUUAUGAACAUAUGGUGCUAUUGUGACAUACCAAUUCCAGCCUACACUGACUCCUCUCCCCAUGACUUACAUACACAUGAUGCACUCACUGGCCAUAUUAAGGAUUUUUUAAAUAAUAACUGUUACUGACCAUGCAAGCUGUCGAAUCAACUUACGGACAGACCAUAGAAGUCGUGAGGAGACUUGCCGUUUCUGCAGUGGCAAUAGUUUUGCGGCUUCAGGCUAGAACAAAUUCUUAUUUACAAUGACAGCCUACCCCGGCCAAACCCUAACUCGGACCACACUGGGCCAGUUGUGCACCGCCCUAUGGGACUCCCAAUCACGGCCGGUUGUGAUACAUCCUGGAGUCAAACCAGGGUCCGUAGUGACAUCUCUUGCACUGAGAUGUAGUGCCUUAGACAGCUGUGCCACUCGUGAGCCCUGUUAAUCACUGAAUUUUGGGGGGGUUGUGAAAUAAUUUGAUAAAAGACAAAUGAGUGAAAUGGCAUUGUAUUUAGAAUUUAUUAACCAUUGUCUUUUUCUUAACUGAACCACUUUAAAUGUGUGGAGUUUUGGGAGCUUUGGGCCUUCUAGCCAUUACACAUAGCUACUCGUUCUUAAAAAGAACCCCUUAGUCAUAUUGUAUAGAGAGGGCAAUGAAACCAGAGAAGCUACUGUAUAAUAGCGACUCCUCUGCUAAGUGCAUAUCCCUCUUCCCCGAUAUUAAACGGACUGGGUUAUUCUCUCCUCCGUCUCACAUUCCCUCCCGGUUUGUGUAGGAGGCCCAUUUACCUGACACCACUCAUUGCGCAUCGAAUGACCCCAUUGGCCUGUUUAGCCAUUGUGCGUACUCCCACCUCUUCUCUGGCCUCUUCAUGUUGCCGGGGGUAACCCCCGUCCCCCAGAGAAACUACAAUGGCCUCUGUAAUCGAGGACUUUGUUACAGGAUAGGCUUAUACAACAACACAACUCCUGACUCGAGCAAAUUUAAAGCAAUAUCAGGCUUCAUUUGAGCCACAGCUUUAAGUUCAAGGUUCCAAAUGGUAAUUACAGUACAGCGUGCAUAUCUCCUUAACCCCAAAGUAGGUCUGGGGUAGUCAAAUUGUGGGGCAGCUGAGCUGACUGUUCCCUUUCUCUGUUGGGUUAAUUGUAUGUUAUCCGAUAAGAUUUGUGUUCCACUAGAAGAGCUCAGAGAUUUAUUUUGUUUGUUUGAGUGAAAUAAAUUAUCCAAACUAUGUUUAUAUAGACUACGGAGAUUAAAUUAUGUUAUACGUUUUCUCAAACACUGCUACAGUCCCACUCCAAACCCUGCCAAUCAGCAAGAGUGAAGGGCUGAAUCCUGUUCUAAAAAGCAGGUUCCAGUUCCUUUCUUUGACCUUGGCUUCAGCCACACUAUGACUGAGUCCCAAAUGGCACCCUAUUCCCUAUUUGGUGCACUACUAUGGGCCCUGGUCAAAACUAGUGCACUAUAUCGGGAAUAGGGUUCCAUUUGGGACAUAGGCUCUGUAGUCUGUUGGCCACUCACCGGCAGUGUGUGAUUGUGUGUGAGAGACUGAGAUUUGGUGAGUGUUGACUAGAAGCUUUGACCCCAAACUGUCCCAUAGGGCUCCAACUGACCAACCCUCCUUCUGUCCAUCCUGUUCUGUAAAGGGAGUUGAUCUCUUAUUGUAAAAGUGUUCAAUGUAAAUUGCUAAGUGUCACAAUUGCAUCUGUGUAGUGAUGCUGAAGCCUUAAAUGAAAAUAAUGUGGGUUUUAAAAUAUAAAUGCGUUAAAAAAGUU